Molecule: messenger RNA, 1722 nt
Organism: Oncorhynchus mykiss (rainbow trout)
Lineage: Eukaryota; Metazoa; Chordata; Actinopteri; Salmoniformes; Salmonidae
Source: RefSeq, a predicted model, not a curated record
UACUUCUUAAAUGUGUUUGAGCCAAUCAGGUCUGUUGUGACAAGGUAGGGGUGGUAUACAGAAGAUAGCCCGAUUUGAUAAAACACGAAGUCCCAUAUUAUGGUUUGAGAAAGACCCCUGUUGAUGAACAGCAGGAUGAAGACGAGGCCAGCGGUGCUGAUAUGGAAGAUGAUCCCAUGGACCACGAUGAUCUCACAGGUCAUGAUGAUUACACUCCACCACUGUUACCGAUGUCAUCGCAAGGACCAUCACAGCCUGUUAAACCAAAGACCACAUCCUCUCUGGUUAAGCUUACGGAAGAUGAGGUGCACCAUUCGAUUGUUCCUGUCAAUUCUCUACUAUCACUCACAAGAUGCACAACCUGCUGCAAAUUGUUCCACUGUCCACUUUGUCUCAGCUUUAAACCAACCAAACGCUCAGGAUUACAGCGCCAUGUUGAUGUGCACCUGAAAAAUGCAGUGUCCUUCAAAGAUAAAAAGAUUUGUAAAUGCAAUUUGGACUGUAGGACAGAUGGCCAUUAUCACUGCCCCCAGUGUGAGAGAACUAUCAUCAGGAGGGAUGCCAUGACAAGUCAUCUGCUGUUGUGUCAAGGGGCUUCAGCUCCUGUUUCAUCAGCUGCACUGCCCUCUACGCAUGCUGUACUGCCCACGCCUGCUGUAAACCAGCGUAUUAAAAUCACCACCCAUAUCCAACUGCCUCAUAGUCCAGCCUAUAGGACUCUGACGACUAUGUGUGAUCACUGUGGCUUUGUGCUCCUGAGAAAGAACUUGAAGCAGCACCUGCUGAGGAAACACCCGGAGAUAGCCACUCCAUUGGAGGGAGCACAAUCAGAUCCUGUGUCUGUGGCACAACAACACGGCACCAUGAAACAUGCUGAAGGGACCAGGCGGAGACGGAGACUGACCGCCACCUGCACCAUAUGUGGGCGUCCGGUGACCAUGAAGAACAUGCGAGCACACAUGAACAGAAAACACCCUGAUUCCUGGUAGAUGCCUGCUUUGCAAACAGAGGCAUUCUAGCCUGAUCCCAGAUCUGUUUGUGCUUUUGCCUUUUGUCAUUGAGAAGCAAAACAAUUUGGCCAAGAAAAAGAGUAUAAGGAGUAGAAUGUUAGCAAAACAGGUUCUGGAUUUCAGGAUAUAGGCUUCAUGCAUCAACUACUUAAUUGAUGGCUGAAUUCUAUUAUAUAUUGUUUUAUAACAAAUCUUGUACAUUCAUGUUGUAUAUAUUUUUUACCAUACAAAUGGAGAAAAUUGCAUUUGUUAAUCUGACCCUUCAGUUUAUUGGGUUACGGUUAUGACCUGGCUGCCAGUUCCAUUUCCAAGGCCUGAGUGCUGGUCUUGCAAACAAGCACAACAAACAAUUGGGGAGGAAAACUAUAAACAUUUUGUUAUUUUGAACAUUUCUUGCAGUCUCCAUAACUUGUUAAAGUUGACUAUUGUACAAAGUAUGUUGAAAAGCUGGGGAAUCAUGCUCCACUCACUCACACCAAACAAUGGUGGUUCAAAUCUAGGCUGUUAUAAUCAAGUUAUUUAGCUUAGAAUGUUAUAGCUGUAGAAAGGUACAUAGCAGCUCAUAAGAUCAAGAGGAUGAGAAUGUUUGAAAGUUUGUUCAGGCAGUUUGUCUUAUUUUUGUUUAGUGGGAGAGAGAAAAAACGCCACUUAUGCUGUUGGGAAAUUUUGUAUUAAUAUUUUGAGUAUCAAAUAAAUUCAACAAAAUAUGUAA